UGACAGCAGGGACAGCUCUGGAGAAGGGUGGUGCUACAACAGGGAAUGUACAAUAGAGAUUGCACCGAUAGAUAUAUACGGCUUUCUACGAGGUCUGCGGUUCCAGGAGAGCUCAUAUUCACCUUCAGAUCUGGGCUCAGUGCACAGACGUGCUGCAAAUGCAUUCUUCAUAAGGUUCACAGACAUCAGUGAGGGACUGGAGCAGAACGAGAAAGCGACUGUGCUGCAGGCUCAGGAGUACCAUGCUGCCCCGCUGUGCAUUCAGUGUGUGCCAUGUGCUUAUGUUGGUGCUGUGUCUGUCUGCGGCUGAGGACUUCGACUGGACAAAGAACGACCACGGCUCCUUCUAUUAUGGCACUUUUCCAGCUGGAUUUUCGUGGGGUGCCGGAAGUUCAGCCUAUCAAACAGAAGGAGCCUGGGACAAAGAUGGAAAAGGACUAAGCAUCUGGGAUGUAUUCAGCCAUAAGAAAGGCAAAAUCCAACAAAAUGAAACUGGGGAUUCCUCCUGUGAGGGCUACUACAAAGUCAAGGAUGAUGUUUCUCUGAUGAAGGAGCUGAAGCUUAACCACUAUCGCUUUUCCAUCUCCUGGCCCAGACUUCUCCCUACUGGCAUAAAGUCUGACCAUAUAAACGAAAAGGGAAUGCAGCACUAUGAUCAAUUGAUCGACCACCUUCUGGAGAACAAAAUCACUCCCAUUGUUACUCUGUACCACUGGGAUCUUCCACAGGUCUUACAAGAGAAAUAUGGUGGAUGGCAGAAUAUAAGCAUGGUGAAUCAUUUCAAUGAAUUUGCUAACCUGUGCUUUGAAAGAUUUGGCAACCGAGUGAAGUACUGGAUCACUUUCAACAACCCAUGGUCUGUGGCAGUGGAAGGCUAUGAAACCGGUGAACAUGCUCCUGGACUGAAGCUGAGGGGAACGGGUGCAUACAGAGCUGCACAUCACAUAAUCAAGGCACAUGCCAAAGUUUGGCACACUUAUGAUACACAGUGGAGGGCCAAGCAAAAAGGUCUGGUUGGCAUCUCUCUGUCGGGGGACUGGGGGGAGCCGGUGGAUAUCAGCAAUCAGAAAGACAUUGAAGCCGCUGAGAGAUACGUCCAGUUCUAUCUGGGCUGGUUUGCCACACCUAUCUUUCAUGGAGACUACCCUCAAGUGAUGAAAGACUUCAUUGGAAGGAAGAGUGUCCAGCAGGGCCUCGGGACGUCUCGACUGCCCACAUUUUCCCCCCAGGAGAAGAGCUACAUUAAGGGGACCUGUGACUUCCUUGGUGUCGGUCACUUCACCACCCGCUACAUCACCCAAAAGAACAACCCGUCAAGCCGCAGCAGCAGCAGCUACUUCAGUGAUCGUGACCUGGCCGAGCUGGUUGACCCGCGGUGGCCUGACCCUGGAUCAGAGUGGCUCUACUCUGUGCCCUGGGGGUUCAGACGUCUGCUCAAUUUCAUCAAGACUCAGUAUGGAAACCCAAUGAUUUAUGUAACUGAGAACGGAGUCUCUGAGAAGAUGCUGUGCACAGAGCUGUGUGAUGACUGGAGGAUACAAUAUUAUAAAGACUACAUUAAUGAGAUGCUCAAAGCUAUCAAAGAUGGAGUCAAUGUGAAGGGCUACACUGCAUGGUCCCUGCUGGACAAGUUUGAGUGGGAUGAAGGGUACUCUGAGAGAUUUGGUCUGUACUAUGUGGACUUCAGGAACAAGAACAAGCCUCGCUAUCCCAAAGCAUCUGUUCAGUUUUACAAACGCAUUAUCAGCUCCAACGGCUUCCCCAACCAAAGAGAGGUUGAAAACUGGAGGAGGAAGGCCGUUGAGACCUGCUCUUCCAGCAACCAGCUUCUCGCUGCAGCUACAAGAAAAUCCAAGGAACAUGCAGAAUUGCCAAAGGUUUGGCCAGUGCAUGAUGAAGUUUAGGAGUUGAGGUUCCUGUUGAUACCCCCUGACCAGCCACAUGGAGAUGGUAACUGAGAUCGUUGUUCCCACUGUGUGCACACUCUCCAUUUUGCUCAGUGCCAUCUUCCUCAUGUUCCUGCUGCGGAGGAGGAAUUAGAAAGUGUGCAUGUUUACAUUCACAAGCAUCACCACACAAACACACACUCAUAAUUAAAUGCAUCAUUUCUUUAAUGGAUUAUGUGUGAGCAUAAAUACAUUAUCUGGACUGAGUUUAAAGAGAUUUACUGGCUUCAUUAAUUUGAUGUGCAUACCAUGUUUAAAGUAAAACCACUGGUUUAGCCUGUAAUAAUGAAUUUAGCAACAGACACUAAAGUAGUGUGGAUACUCCUGCAAUAUGUUAGAUUUUCUUAUUAAAAUAUUGCUGUGAUAUAUUGCCAUUGCAAGCAGCCCAUAUGAUCUACUGUACUUUGUGUUUUCAUUUGGAUGAAGCUGUUUGAUGGAAAAACUCUUCAAAAUCUCUUUCAGCUGCUUUCAUGAGCAACACGUGAUAAUAAAGAUGUAGUAACCCAAA
This is a messenger RNA of Amphiprion ocellaris (clown anemonefish), 2454 nucleotides long. It is a transcript of the gene lctlb, whose product is annotated as lactase-like b. The record is from RefSeq and is a predicted model, not a curated record. The transcript is spliced from 15 exons. Gene Ontology annotation, molecular function: beta-glucosidase activity. NCBI's taxonomy places the organism in Eukaryota, Metazoa, Chordata, Actinopteri, Pomacentridae. Bases 243 to 1904 code for a protein of 553 amino acids. Gene Ontology annotation, biological process: carbohydrate metabolic process.